CAACUGGCGUCUUUUAUCGCUAGAAUACCUGUCCUUCUUGUUGUCCUUCAUAGCUAUCGCGACAAACCAUUGAAACACCACAUUGUCGCUGCUCAAGACUCAUUACUACAUCCCCUCCUUGCGACUUCCAUUCCAGUUUCCAGUCACUCCUUUGUACCAAUAUUGCGCUGGAACGCCUGUUUAUGUCUUGUCCAACAAUUCUGCCACGACUCACGACUGCCUACGGCUUCUUCUCUACCCAUUCCCAUUUCCCUCCCACUAUCUUCCGCGAGAGUCCCGCACGCAGUAGCCUCUAUUAAUCACGCCAACAUACGCCGGUCAAGAUGUUUUGGCGCUUUGGAGGCUACUCCAACAUCUCGACCAUCGACACUUUACUAGACAAGCCCGAUGUCAAGCUCGAAGACCUGCUUGAAGAUCCCGAUCUCGCACAGGAACUCAAGUCCCACCACACCAAAUUAAUCGAAUUUCUAAGAGACGAGAAUAAUCUCCAUUCCCUGCUUCACUAUGUUGUGGCCCCCGGACCCUCCGUGGAGUCGGAGGAUGAUGACUUUGAAGAGAAAGACAAAGCCUCACAGCCCACCGAAGACGACGACGACGAGACCGAAAAGCUUCCAGACGAAGAGCAAGAGAAGGCCGAGAAAAGACGCUUGAAAUUUGCCUUCAUGGCAUGUGAAAUUCUUUCGUCUGAGACUUGGUCCAUUACUGAAUCUUUGAUGUCAAAUACCCCAUAUCUUACCGAGUUUUGGGAGUUCAUGCGAUUGCCUGCGCCAUUGGACCCUCUUCAGGCCGGCUACUUCACCAAAGUCAAUGAGAACCUACUCGAGAAGAAAACAGAGGAGAUGCUCGACUUUUUCAAGUCUCUUCCUGGCAUUGUCCCGGCCAUGUUACAGCAUGUAGACUGUCCCAUGGUCAUGGAUCUACUCUUGAAGAUUAUAAGUUUGGAAAAGUCCGAUGGUGGAAUGGGAAUUGUCGAUUGGUUGCACGGCCAGGACCUGAUCCCUAUGCUAGUCGCCAACCUUGCCCCCGAGUGCAACUCUUCCACCCAAACUUCCGCUGGUGAUUUCCUCAAGGCCAUCAUUACCAUCUCGGCAAACGCUGCUCAGAACGAGCAGUCUUGCAUUGGGCCCAACUCUCUGACUCGUCAAUUGGUAUCAGAAAAGUCUAUCACUCAACUUGUCUCGUACAUGCUCCAGGGCGGAAACCCUCUGACAGUCGGCGUUGGCAUUGUCAUUGAGGUGAUCCGAAAGAACAAUUCCGAUUAUGAUCCGGACCAAGGCCACCACCAGGACACACCACCUACCAAUCAUGAUCCUAUCUACCUGGGAACGCUAUUACGCCUCUUUGCUCAAAAUGUUCCGAAUUUCAUGGAUCUCAUUCUCAGCUCCAAACACACAGUCACCAAAGGCGAAGAGAUGAGUGUAGUUGAAAGAGGUCAUCUCAAGUCUGCCUGGGGUACUCAAAUCGAGCCCCUUGGGUUCGACAGAUUCAAGACUUGCGAGCUGAUGGCAGAGCUCCUUCACUGCAGCAACAUGGGCCUGCUGAACGAGCGAGGAAGUGAGGAAUAUAUUCGAGAGCGAGAUGCAGAACGGGAGCUUUUACGUGCUCAAGGUGCUUUUGCGUCUCCCAAGCAAUCUGACGACUCGACCAUUGAUAUUUCAGCCGCUUCGUCGAGGUUUGAAAAUGCAUUCACGCCCUCUGUCACAGCAUCGACCGAGGAACUCCGCAUCGCCAAUAACAUUGAAGAAGAUGGUUUCGAGAAGGUCGCAGUGUCGGAGGCAUUGGACACUUCGCCAAGGGUCCUAAAGUCCCAGCGUGACCUUGUCGACGAGCCAUUAUCACCCACACAUCCUAAGGAUCGGUCAAUUCCCACCAUCGAGUUGGAUGAAACCGUCCGCCGUCUCAGCCUCGAUGCCCCUGAAGACAUUGAUAUGACUUCACCGCCGGCUGAACCUGAAGCAAGCACUUCAAGCUCAGACCGUGAUGCAGCUCCCAACACACCCGAAAAGCUCACGUCUUUUUCCAAUAGUCAGGACCCGGACAGAACUCCUACUGCUAACAGCCCGGAACUACUAUCAAGCCCUACAGUGAUGAGGAAUGUAUCGGAGGAUGCAGCUCAAAGCACCCAGCUAGAAGGAGAUUCAUUCCAGACUGCCCAGGAUGAUUCGACCCAGGUGAUUCAACUAACACGCACGGGUGAGGACGAAACUCCGGUGGUUGGCGACUAUCUCAAGAUGAUGUUUGUCGAGCACAGAGUCGUGCCGACUAUCCUGAGUUUCUUUUUCCGGUUUCCAUGGAACAAUUUCUUGCAUAAUGUCGUGUAUGAUGUGGUGCAACAGGUGUUCAACGGCCCGAUGGACCGAGGUCACAAUAGAUAUCUUGCAUUUGAUCUCUUUGAAACCGGGAAUAUCACCGACGAAAUCAUCGAGGGUCAACGCCGAAGUGAUGAAGCACAAGAAACCAAGAACAUGCGCUUAGGGUACAUGGGACAUCUCACGCUGGUGGCAGAAGAAGUUGUCAAAUUCGGCGAACGCCACCCUCGCGAGUUGCUUUCCCCCACCGUGCAGGAUUGCAUUUACUCUCAGGUGUGGGAGGACUAUGUGACAAAGACAUUGGCAGAAACCCGAGAACGAGAUAAUGCUAUUCUCGGUGGUUUCCGACCUGACAAUGGACUAGGUCCUCGGCAAGCAGUGCUGAAUGCCGUGAACGCGGGACAAGGCUUUGGCGGGUCCAGUGGAUUGGCGGGAGUCGGACUUGGUGGCGGUCAACAUGCUUUGGAUAGCAUAGAUCUGUCCAAUAACGGAAGUGCGACCAGUGCAGGAUAUACCUCUGCAGGGUCUCUUUCGAGUGGCUUUGGCAGUUCGUCGGACGAUGAGGAUGAAGAAAUGGACGAUGCAGAGGAUGACGAACACGGGAGAACUGUUGCUCAAAUGUCCUCUGCAGAGACCGAUCUUGCAUCGGAGAAUGUGAGUUCGACCAGUACAAUGCGGCGCUUUUUUGUUUUUUAGGCUAAUAAACUGGCAUCACAGUCGGAUCAGCCAGUGCCAUUACUGCCACCUCCUCCAGCACCACUUAACAUUGAGCCGUCACGUGCACGCAGGCGACUGGCCGACCGUUUAGCGAGACGGAAGCAGCAAGAUGCAGACGCCGGAUCAACCACAGCCGAGUUCGGUUCGGAAGCCGACGAUCCAUUCGCUGCCUUUGGGAAUCGUGACGGACAAGAUGCGUCUGAUCCAUUCUCAUUGGACGAAGAAGAACAAGACAUCACCAGCUUUGGCAAGCGAAGCAAUGUUCAGUCGAGCUCGCAGUCAUCUAACGACCACCAUGCGUUUUCCGUGAGCCGGGGCUUGGCCAGUCUUUUCUCUUCAGGGUCUGGCCGAGGCCAUUCCAACAACGAUGAUCUCGAUGAAUCUUUGGAUGAUUCGUCAUCUGAAGGAUCUGGGUCAGACAUGGACCCAGAAAAUCCUCCCCUCGAAGCGAGGAGAAGCCUCGAGCGACGGCCCCUUGAUGUGGACGACGAUGAAGAAAUGGGAGAAAUGGUUGGGCCCACGGAAGACAGUAGCAACAGCUCCGACGAGGAAGUGUUGAGUCCGAUGGAGAGGGAGAAAUUGGGAGCGCCGUUUGGGAUGAGCGAUGCGGAUGAGCAGGGCUCUGAAUUCUCCGGCCAAGCCGACAAUGACGACGAUGACGACGACGAUAGUGAUCAAUUGGUUGAGAUUGCCAUGCCAGCAAACUCGAAGAGAAGAUCACGAGGUUGAGUCUAGGAGACUGGAGCUGGUGCAAAGCAUAUUAUGGUGUGACGAGGUUGAUGAGGUUGAUGAGGUGUAUGUAAGGCUGAGAGAAUAACCCCCAACGCAGCACAAGAAGUCCUGGAACCGACGAUACCAACCCAACCUACCUAUUGGGGACGACAAGGACGAAAACGAGACAAGGCAUAGUAGUGGAAGGGGAGGUGGGUGUAAUGACGACCAUAAAUGGGAAUGGAAUGGGAAUGGGAAUGGGAUUCCCUUUCCCACUGUACAAACACCACACCUUUUUGAUACCCAUACAAAGACAGGCUUUCGACAUGGACAUUGACAUGGACAUGCACAGAGAGCAUCUAUCAAUUUUCCCAGCUGCGAGUAUCCUCGAGAGCCACGGACUCGGGGGAAAUUGGGAUGAGAGUUUGAACCAAUAAUUUAAACCCUUGUCUUCGUUCCAGACGAUGAUAGUAUUGUCUACUAGUAGGAUACUAGCUACAGGAUGUUUUAUAGGUCCCAUGUAGAGAUUAUCUCCAAUGAGAUGAGGUAGCUACGGUAGUUAGUGAGAGGGG
Molecule: messenger RNA, 4309 nt
Organism: Exophiala mesophila
Lineage: Eukaryota; Fungi; Ascomycota; Eurotiomycetes; Chaetothyriales; Herpotrichiellaceae
Exons: 3
Coding region: 324-3005 (893 amino acids)
Cellular component (GO): cytosol; nucleus
Molecular function (GO): protein phosphatase binding; protein phosphatase regulator activity
Source: RefSeq, a predicted model, not a curated record